GAUAUUAGCUAGCACUCGCUCACGGUGUUCUCUGUAAAAGGGGAAGACGGUAAAAAACAUUAAAAACCAACCCAAGAAAUCAACGACCCGGACUGCUCAAGGACUGUACCAAGAUCACUAAGUUAUCUGCCCAGCAAAAAAGGACUUUAAUAAGCUGAAAGCCCAAGCUACGUUUAUUUUUUUCUUUUCUUUUUUUCUGUUGUUGGUGUCUUGUUUGUCUCACGAUGGAGGAAAACGGUGCACACUUCUUCGAGGGGACCGAGAAGCUGCUGGAGGUGUGGUUCUCCCGGCAGGAUGAGACCAAAGGAACCGGGGACCUUCGCUCCAUCCCGAGGUUUGAGUGGGACAAACUUCUGGAGAAUGUGCAUUGUUUGAUCAUAAGUGUGACAAAGACUGACAAGCAGGAAGCUUAUAUACUCAGUGAGAGUAGCAUGUUUGUCUCCAAGAGACGUUUCAUUUUGAAGACAUGUGGAACCACCCUCUUACUGCAAGCGCUGGUGCCCCUGCUGGAACUGGCGCGGGAAUACUGUGGCUUCGACACCAUCGAGAACUUCUUCUACUCUCGUAAGAACUUCAUGAAGCCUGCCCACCAGGAGUUCCCUCACCGUAACUUUGAGGAGGAAGUGGAAUUUCUCAGCCAGAUUUUCCCAAAUGGAGCAGCCUACUGUAUGGGGCGUCUGAACUCUGACUGCUGGUACUUAUUUACUCUGGAGCUGCCAGAGUACUGGGAGAACAAGCAGGCAGACCAGACGCUGGAGGUCCUGAUGAGUGAUCUCGACCCAGCUGUAAUGGACCAGUUCUACAUGAAAGACGGUGUUUCCGCUAAUGAUGUCACUCGUAUGAGUGGAAUUCGUGACCUGAUUCCAGGUUCUGUGAUUGACGCCACAAUGUUCAACCCUUGUGGAUACUCCAUGAAUGGAAUGAAAACAGAUGGAACUUACUGGACAAUUCACAUCACCCCUGAACCAGAGUUCUCCUACGUUAGUUUUGAAACCAACCUCUCCCAAACAUCCUACGAUGAUCUUGUCCGAAAAGUCGUGGAUGUCUUCAAGCCAGGGAAAUUUGUGACUACGCUUUUUGUUAAUCAGAGCUCCAAGUGUCGCAGUGUCUUCUCCUCUGCACAGAAACUCGAGGGCUACAGGCGCCUGGAUCGCCAGUUGGCCCACUUUAACGAUUACAACUUCGUCUUCACCAGUUAUGCCAAGAACCAACAACAGAGCCAGCAAAGCUGAAGCACAUCGAUGAAGAAGCGUAAAAAGAAAGCAGCCGGGCGCAGGCAACCCUUCUGCGUCUGGCUGCGUCCUCUGUCGCUCUGCUGCUGUUUGGAGUCUUGUUGCUGUAGCUGUAUCACAAGUUUAACCUGUAAGCAUUCUCGUACUGAUAACGUAGAUAUCUUGCAUGCAAGCUCCUGUUGUGUCUGUGUAGAUAUUCUAGCUCACUCUUGCUGUGAUCUUGAAGUGCAUGUAGAGUUAUUAAGCAGGGUGUGUGUGAGGCGUGCCCCACCGGCCCGACACGCACGACGCUCCCUCCCAUUCCUGCAGGUCUCCCCCCUCAUCCUCCACAGACAGGGUUUCCGCCCCCACUAGGCAAGGGCCCUGACAUGCUCAGAUCCGUCCUGUCCACUGUGUGGGCUGACCUUUCCCCAACAUAGUCCGUACGCAUACUGAUCGCUUAGAAUUUACAUUCCACACUUGCGCAAAUGACAGUUGUAGUGGCCCGACUCUUGGUGCCAGUGUUUGAUUGGGAUAUUCCCC
Molecule: messenger RNA, 1754 nt
Organism: Colossoma macropomum (tambaqui)
Lineage: Eukaryota; Metazoa; Chordata; Actinopteri; Characiformes; Serrasalmidae
Gene: amd1
Product: adenosylmethionine decarboxylase 1
Exons: 9
Coding region: 225-1232 (335 amino acids)
Biological process (GO): spermidine biosynthetic process; spermine biosynthetic process
Cellular component (GO): cytosol
Molecular function (GO): adenosylmethionine decarboxylase activity
Source: RefSeq, a predicted model, not a curated record